GAUCAGUUUGCACGAUCUCUUUCUUUUAGACUAAAUUAUUUACAUAAAAGAAAAAAAAAUAAAAGCUUGAAGCAUUCGUAGUUCUUUGACAGCGGGAUUCUCGACAAAAAUACAGAUCAUGUCAAGCAAUGUGCAUCUUCCUAGAAAUGUUCCUCCUCCAAUCACCACUCCACCUCCUGCGCCCCCCUCUUUACUACCGCUGCAGGAUGCCAUUGCCAAACCACCUGUCGCGGACAAAAAUACGUUAACCGACCAUCCAAUACCACAUAUCUCAAAGCUCAACGACGCACAAGCUGACCCGAUAAAGGCUACUGCUGCUGUAAUCACUACCAGUACUACUGACAAUGAAACCACCAAUGAUAGAGCUCUCAAUACGGAGGAACAUUCAGCUCAUUUGAAUAAAUAUCUAAAAGAAGUACGCAGACAUCGACCAGGUCUCUUACAUCCACCUACAUUAGCAGAUUUUCAAGUGAAGAGUGACGAUAAUACUGUGAAGUCAACGAAAUGGCUGGAUUUCAUAGAAGCCUGGAUACUCUAUGUUAUAAGUUCUGCCGCUUAUGAUGAGCUUGAUCGACCACUUGAGCCUUUUUCACUAAACACAAUAAAGCAUGAUGUGGACCGAUUAUAUCCCAUAAUUGCUCCACUCAUUGGACCAGCACGAAAAGUAAAGUAUGUGUAUCGUUGGGAAAACAAAGCUUUGACAGGAGCUUUAGCUAGUUUCUAUCUGAUCCUUUGGUACUAUGACCUUGUUUUGGCAUUUGCAACGUGUUGGUUAGCAGCAGCUAUUAUUGCAUGUAGGCUCAAUCUGUUUACUCAGUACGGUGUAGAAGUUUUUGUUUCUCAACCAGAAGUAGAGGGCACUGCUAAAUCGUGGAAUAGAAAACUCCUAAAGAAAAUGAAUUCGACACAAUCAGCCUCGACUUUCAACAUAUUUGAUCAUUUAGAUGUUAUGGAAUGGAAAAGUGAUAUAACAACAAAAUAUGGCCCCAAAAUACAAAUGAUGUUUUCUGACACCGUCGACUAUGUCGAAAGAUUUAAAAACUUACUCACAUGGAAAAGACCUGCUAAAACUCGCUUCUUACUUAUACUUGUCUUGGCCUCUUCCUUAUUUUUAAGCCUUUUCCCUGUACGAUUUAUAGCAAAAUUCACAUUCUUCUAUAUGGGUUUUGAAUUUUUUGUCUUACAGGCACUCCGUUCACAUUAUCCUCGUCAUCGCCGACUAUUUAACAUACUGAACCUGUUAUUAUGGGAUGUGCCUAAUGAUGCAGAGUAUGCUUUGGAAGUUGUGCGAUUGUCACAAAGCAGCAAGUAUUCUGAGGAUAGUGACGAGACAGCUGAGACAAUAUUGAAGAAAUCUCAUACCUUAGCAUCCUCAGAUUCUGGAAUAACGUUUGAUAACAGCAUCAAUACUUAUUUAGAACCAUUAUCUGGAAAAUUUUCUGCCUCUAUGUCCGACCUUACAGAUCAUUUGACUCGAAGAGCUAUGGAUAUAAAACCAAAAGCAGAGGAUAGACCAAGUCUUCAUGCUACAGCUACAACAACCGCAACCUCUUUGGCUAUGUUGGCUGCUGCUGCUGCUGCAAACAAAGUGAGGAAAUCAGUCAAUUCACAUGCUGAGAAAAAGAAGAAAGAAACUGAAGAAGCAAUUGCAAAUGAUGAUGAUCCCAAUGCUUUUGGAUGUAUCUAUAAGGGCACUAUACCCGGACGCAUCAAGCUGGGAAGAAAAGGCUUCAUUUUCAGAACUGCACGUAUGGCGGGUGCAAGAGUGUUGGUCGAAUGUGCUUAUAAAGAUAUUAUCGGUGUGAAGAAGACGAAACAAUACAAUAUGCUAGUUUGGCAUGGUAGCGGUAUCGAUAUCUCCAUGGCCGAUGGUAUGGUGCUUAAAUUUGAAAAUGUAUUGCGAAGAGAUGAAUGCUUCAACCGUCUGGUGAUUGCUUCUGGAAAGGAAGGUGGUGAAUGGAAGAAAAUGUAAUAAACUUUCGUCAAUAGCGUAAUAUUCCACAGCAAAUUCACUGAAUGGUCUUAUACCAACAUUUCAAUACGACGACCAUAGUAUAACAAACUUUGUAUUAUUCCUGUCAU
Mycotypha africana is the source of this 2082-nucleotide messenger RNA. RefSeq lists its product as uncharacterized. The transcript is spliced from 6 exons. Gene Ontology annotation, biological process: apoptotic process; negative regulation of toll-like receptor 9 signaling pathway. The record is from RefSeq and is a predicted model, not a curated record. Bases 119 to 1972 code for a protein of 617 amino acids. NCBI's taxonomy places the organism in Eukaryota, Fungi, Mucoromycota, Mucoromycetes, Mucorales, Mycotyphaceae.